Molecule: messenger RNA, 1642 nt
Organism: Canariomyces notabilis
Lineage: Eukaryota; Fungi; Ascomycota; Sordariomycetes; Sordariales; Chaetomiaceae
Exons: 1
Coding region: 414-1304 (296 amino acids)
Biological process (GO): regulation of DNA-templated transcription
Cellular component (GO): nucleus
Molecular function (GO): DNA binding; transcription coregulator activity
Source: RefSeq, a predicted model, not a curated record
UGCUGAAAACAACCAACGUCGAGCCAACCUGGCGACCUUGCAGUCCUCAUCUUAGGCAGAUUAUUAUCUCGAUUAAUCCAAAAAGCCUGCACACAUUAUCUUCGAGUUCAGCUUCCUUUCCUAACAGACUCGCAAUCAGGUCAUUCACCAGAUUUUUCAUCUGCCUUUAAUAAGCCCCGUUCCAAGCUGGUGUGAGAUAAGCUGUGCGCCUAAUUACCUGCGACGCGUUCCCUCACCCAGAGCGCGUCACGAGCACACCAACCAGGUUACAACACCAACCUCUUCACAUCAAGAGCCUACAAACCUACCCCCCUCAACCUCAUCUCGAAUCACCAUACCUUCAUUAGAUCUGCUCUGGAGGGGAAAAAAGAAUAAAUAAAAUCCUCCUUCCAAAAACCAAGAAAAUAUACAAAAUGGCGCCGACCAUCCCUGAGCCAACCAACAGCAGUACCAAUACCACCCCAGCACCCAAGCGCCGCGGCCGCCCGCCCAAGGACCCGUCACAGCGGAAAACGCCCGUGGUGCCAACACCGUCGGGCCGCCCGCGCGGCAGGCCCCGCAAGGACGCCAGGGCUGCUGUUACUCCAUCUACUACUACUUCUACGCCGAAAAGGGCUGGUGCUGGUGCUGGUGCUCGUGUGACCAAGACGGCGGGGACAACGGUCACUGCCGGGGGCGGGGCUUUGCAUGCUUCCUCCGGCAACGGCAAUGGCAACGGGGAAGCGAGCGCGCCGGUGAUGAAGAGAGGCCGUGGGAGGCCGAGGAAGAAUCCCCUUCCCGUUCCCGUUCCCGUAGGUUCUGCUGCUGCUGCUUUGGGGGGGGCUGCGGUUGAGAAGAGUGCCGCUGCUGGGGAUGGGAAUGGGAAUGGGAAUGGUGAGGGAGUGCCGGUGGUAAUGAAGAGGGGCCGUGGGAGGCCGCCUAAGAACGCUGCUGCUGUUUCUUCUGCUGCUCCUCCUGCUGGUGUCAGUCGGGUUGCGGGUGCGGGUGCGCAGGGUGCGGGUACAGGUAUGGAUGCGACGCCAGCAAGGAAGAGGGGUCGACCGCCGGGUUCGGGGAAGAAGCAGAAGGCUGCUGCUGCUGCUGCUGCUGCUGCUGCCGCCGCUGCUCAGCGGCCUGCGAGUAUCACGGCUGGUGAGCGAGAUGGAGAUGGGCAAGAGGAAGAAGAAGAAGAGGAGGAGGAGGAGGAGGAGGAGGAGGAGGAGGAGGAGGAGCCCAUGCCGGUGGAGGAUAAUGCUGGGAGCAACGAGGAUGAGGAUUAUCAGGGCGCGGAUGACGGCGCGGAUGACAUGGAUGAGGAGGAUUGAGUGAGGCAUGAGGAAUAAAUCGAGGACUAUACAGUAGGUAUGCUGGCGGAAGGGAUAUGGAGUUUGGUCUUGAGGUUUCCUGGUCGUACUUGAAUGGUUUGAACCUUGAACUCUCGCAGGACAGGAUUUUGGAGUUCAUAUCUGUUGACGUUAUUGUACAAAACACCAUGUCUUCACACUCCUCGUCAAUGGUAUCGAUUGGUAAUUUUGCACUGACGACUACGGGUACUUGAUUUGUAUCACUAGUUAUUCUGUAGGCUGUUAAAGAUUCGGAUGGGAUCUGGCGCAAGGAAGCUCGAGUGAGGAAGUCAGACCGUCAGAGAUUCAGAGUAGGAAUG